This is a messenger RNA of Cornus florida, 2981 nucleotides long. Its product is annotated as protein ACCUMULATION AND REPLICATION OF CHLOROPLASTS 3, chloroplastic. Gene Ontology annotation, cellular component: extrinsic component of plastid membrane; cytosol; chloroplast outer membrane. Gene Ontology annotation, biological process: chloroplast fission. NCBI's taxonomy places the organism in Eukaryota, Viridiplantae, Streptophyta, Magnoliopsida, Cornales, Cornaceae. The record is from RefSeq and is a predicted model, not a curated record. Bases 354 to 2711 code for a protein of 785 amino acids. The transcript is spliced from 16 exons.
CCUUCAAUAUUUUGAAUUAUCACUUUUGUCCUUAGUAGUUAAUAUUUUGAUAUAUGUAAGUUCCAUUAAACCCUUUGCUCACAAAUAUCAUCACUCUUGUCUAGCUACCUAUUCAAUCUCCUCUCUCCCUCUUUCCCUAAAAAUCCUGAAAAUUCACUUAUUUGAUUGUUGUUGUUUCCAAAAGCUUGUUGCAAAUUAACUCAUUUCAUAAUUGCGAAAGACGUCAAUUGGCUGUUUUUGAUCCUUCCAAUCCGUAAUCAAACCAUAGUCUGGGACUGAUUCGGUCGAAGAAAAACUUGGUGCAAACUUUGUGAUGGUUUCGCCGUAAAUACAAACGAAUUCCUUCAAUUUCUAUGGAGCUUCCCUUCUUGACCAGUCUCCACACAGUGUCGGGUACCUCCUUGUGCCCUUUUUCUUCAAAAUCUUUCUUCAAAUGCUCUUUUUUGCGUCGCAGAAAGUUCUCAAGGAUAUUGAAGUGCAAUGUAAAGCCUCUUCGAAUUGAAUUGGGUCUAGAAAAAGAUUCUAUUUUAAAUGAAAAUCGAAAUAGCGAGAAUUGGGUUUCUGGGAUUUUACGUGAUGAUUGUGAGUAUGUCGAAGUUAUUGGCAUCGGCAGUAGGAAAGAAGCCGUUCUUGAUUUCUGUUUGAAUUCGUCCCUCUGUUCAUCGUCUUUGAGAUUUUGGAAUAUUCUUACCAAUGAUUCUGUAAAGGUGAAAUUACAACAAAGGCUCCUUGGAAAAGAUAUCACUCCAAGAAUCGUGGAAGCUCCAUUAGCUUGGCAGUCAUGUUCCAAAUCCAUUAUACUUGUGGCUAGUGCAGGUUACAGCUCAGAUCAUGUCACAGCCAUCAAUAACCUUAAGACAGUAAAUUGUGCAAAUGGAUUAUCUGUCAGUAUAAUUGUGAAGCCGUUCAGCUUUGAAGGACGAAGGCGCCAAGACGAGGUCAAGGAUCUGAUAGACAAACUUCAGGAAUAUACAAAUCUUUGUAUCGUGAUUGACACUGAUGAACUACUAAAGAAAGAUCUGGUAACUCUGGACGAGGCUUUGAAGACUGCAAACAAUGCUGUUUUAAUGGCCAUUAAUGCUAUAUCCAUUCUAAUAUCUGAGAUGCACAAAAAACUUCUAGAUGUACCAAAUAGUGGAAUGAAUGAACUCAAAGUUCCAGAAGUUAUAAAAAUUCUUAAAAGCUGUAAAGAAGUAAAAAUUGGAUUUGGAGCUGGUUACAACAUAAAUACUUCAAUUGUGCGAGCUAUAUAUGAUUGCCCAUUCCUUAGUAUUGGUGUAAAGGACUUGAAUGGUGUUGUCAUAUGCAUCCUUUCGAGUUCAGGUGAUAUCAGCAGCAGUGACUUGCGUGCCUUUUUGAAGGCUUUUCGUCAAACUACAGAAUAUAUGGGGGAAACUGUAAUUUCAAUGGUUCAUGAACCUAAUCUGGAGCCAAACAUCAUAGUAACCACAGUUAUUACCUUGGGUUACAGUGGACAAGAGACUUCUCAGAAGAGUGGCAUAUUCUCUAAACUGGCCCAACAUUUUCCUUUCAUUUUCAAUCUUUUGAGGAGGCACAGUUCGCCUGAAAAAUCACACAUUUCUGAGGAGAUGAAAUCACCGGAUUCUGGUGAAUUUGCAGAUUCUGGUGAAUUAUCAAAUAUAAUUCUGGAAGAUGGUUCAGCUGAAAGUUUUGGUAUUUACUCUGCAGAAAUCCAGACACUGUUGAGCAAAAAUGGUGAUGAAACAUAUUCUUUGAGGGAUUAUGGUGAUGGUUCUGAACCAAGUGAGAUUGAAUUUCCAGAGGCCGCUACUGAUUCUUCCAGCUUUUACAACCCAGACACUGAAGGAGCACCUGCUUAUCAGAGGGAGCCACUCAUCAGAUGGAAUUUGGGACCAGGAUAUCAGAUUGCGCAGGACUGGGCCAAAGAAGGAGCCACUGAAUCUGUAACCUCCCCAAUGCUUCACAACCUCAGCAUCUACAAACUUCCGGUUGGUGUAAAACCUUCAGAAGAGUUGGAAGAUAGUCCCAUUACCUUAAAAACCACAAAUUACCCCACGAAAACAAUUGAGGAUGAUAUGAAGGCACAGCCUGAGGUUACUCCAGUAAAGUCCUGGGAUGCUUUGACUGAUGCAGGUGUUGAUGCAGUGAUGGACUUUUCUAUUAACGCUUCUUCCCUAUUAAAAGGAACCUACAGUAAUGUUUCUAAGAAGCAAGGAGUUCUUUCAGUUCGUGCAGCAUCUAUGCUGGAAGCAGAACGAGAUUCACAAAAAAAAUGGAGCCCCAUGGUGGAGAUGAAAUACAGAGGAGGAAUAUACAGGGGGCGUUGCCAAGGAGGUCUUCCUGAAGGGAAGGGCUGUCUGUCUCUUGGGGAUGGAAGCAUGUAUGACGGCAUGUGGCGCUUUGGAAAGAGAUCAGGUCUAGGUACAUUCUACUUUAGUAAUGGGGAUGUGUUCCAAGGAUCGUGGAGGGAUGAUGUAAUGCAUGGCAAGGGAUGGUUUUACUUUCAUACUGGUGAUCGAUGGUUUGCAAACUUUUGGAAGGGGAAGGCCAAUGGUGAAGGGCGCUUCUAUUCAAAGCCUGGUGACGUCUUUUUUGGCCAAUUCAAAGACGGAUGGCGACAUGGCCACUUUCUUUGUGUGAAUGUGGACGGAGAAAGGUGUCUUGAGAUUUGGGAUGAAGGUGUUCUUGUAAGGCGUGAGCAGUUGGACUCUGAUGCUGGUGCUGUAUAAACAAAUCCAUUUUUGACUUGUAAUUUUAAAUUUAAUUUUACAAGUUCAAAUACAUCUUGCGGCUUAAUAUGCCUAGAGAAAGUGAGCUCACAAUUCAACAAGCAUGAUGGGUGGUGGGAGAGAUUGACGGAGUCUGGUUCAAUUGAAAUUUGAUAAUCCUUGUAAUCUCUUUUGAUACUUGUGUCAUUGUUGGCCUUUCCUCUGGAUUUAUACUAUGGCAUUUGGAUGUAAGUCUCCAUGCCAAUGAAAGCUUGUAUUGAUCUUCCAAAA